AUGACUUCUUACUUCGUUAAUUCUUUGAUUUCUAAAUACCAACCGGGAGAUGCUUGGUUUCCGAGUGGUUUCGAGCCAGUUCCACCAUGCAAAGUUAAAAAUAGCUCCGCCUGUUUAAAGAAUUCCCCGUGCUCGUUCACAACGUAUGGGGCUGUACAACUCUACCAACCGACCACGACCGCGAGCAGCUACCAACAGCAUGGGUAUGUACAGGCAUGUAACUACUCGCACAUGGGCUAUGGUGACGUCACAAACUACCCUACUAUCUGUACCACCGUGUCGGGGAACACCUGGGACGGUAGGGGCUACGAUGUACGCCCAGAACAUUAUCAUGCUACGGCAGCCAGCAUAGCAACGGGGCAUCAUUUUAGGAAAGUGUGUCUACCGCCCUCAAUGGAUUCUCCAAUCAGUUCGCCACAGAGUGUGAAAAUGCCGGUGUACAGUUGGAUGAAAGUCCCAGGUACCCAGAUUGUCGGCACAGACCGACGCCGCGGGAGACAGACAUAUACGCGCUACCAGACUCUGGAACUCGAGAAAGAAUUCCACUACAACCAGUACCUGACGCGUAAACGGCGCAUCGAGAUCGCACAAAUGGUAAACUUGACGGAGCGGCAGAUUAAAAUAUGGUUCCAAAAUCGACGGAUGAAAAUGAAAAAGGAAGGAAAAAAAGGUGCGAAUGAGAAGUCAUCUGACGACGAUGAAACUUACAGAAAAAUGGACGGGGACGAUAAAAGUGAUAGCGAUGCUAGUGAUGUUUAG
Molecule: messenger RNA, 759 nt
Organism: Saccoglossus kowalevskii
Lineage: Eukaryota; Metazoa; Hemichordata; Enteropneusta; Harrimaniidae
Product: homeobox protein Hox-A7
Biological process (GO): anterior/posterior pattern specification; regulation of transcription by RNA polymerase II
Cellular component (GO): nucleus
Molecular function (GO): DNA-binding transcription factor activity, RNA polymerase II-specific; RNA polymerase II cis-regulatory region sequence-specific DNA binding
Source: RefSeq, a predicted model, not a curated record